GCCGCGAGUACCGCGGGAACUGGGCGGUGGCCAAACGUGCGGCGCGGCGCCUCUUUGUUGCUGCUCGCCGAGGGCGUCAUAGAGCGCGGUGGGCCCGCCGGAGGCUAGAGAGGCUCCACCCGUCGGCCCACCUGCGGGAGACGGGAGGGGGAAGCCAGGCCCGCGAUUCUCCAGUGGAAAGAGGCACGUGAAGAAAGGAAUCUUGUAGGCCCUUAGUUGUCCAGCGCACCGUUAAGGACUUAUUGCUACUGCCCCCGCUGUUAAUGGUAAUGCGGUGGACCCAGUUGUUACGGUGGCUAAUUGGGAAAGUGGCUUUAAUUAUCUCGUAAGUCCUUACCAAAAAACAACAGUAAUAAAGGGGGGCAGCUGUGACUUAGUGAUUCUUUUUAUCAGCAAAGCUCAGAUCAGAGAGCCAGUGGUUCUAUGAUCCAAGAGCUGGUAACACAUGAGAAAGUCUUCUGACUACUGGCACAUACUAGGUGUGGUGGAAUAAUGGUGCCCCAGAUUUGUCUACUUCCUGAUCCCUGCAACCCGUGAAUAUGCCAUUUAACGUGGCAGAAGGGACGCUGUGCUAUGUGAUUCAGGAUCUUGAGAUGGGAAAAUCAACCUAGAUUAUCCAGAGUUCUGUGAAUGGAAAUUCACAUGAGCCCAUUCAGUCUAGAAGGGUAGUGAUUUCUCAUAAUAUGGACAAAGCUCUGAAAGAAGUGUUUGACUACAGUUAUAGAGAUUACGUUCUGUCCUGGUAUGGAAAUCUCAGCAGAGAUGAGGGACAGCUUUACCAUCUGCUCUUGGAAGACUUUUGGGAAAUUGCCAGACAGCUGCGUCACAGACUGAGCCACGUGGAUGUGGUUAAAGUCGUCUGCAAUGAUGUUGUAAGAACUUUACUCACUCAUUUCUGUGACCUGAAAGCUGCGAAUGCCAGACAUGAAGAACAACCAAGGCCUUUUGUGUUACAUACAUGCUUGAGGAACUCAUAUGAUGAACUGAGAUUCCUACAAAUGUGUUCUCGGGUUCUGGUGUUUUGUCUCCUUCCCUCAAAGGAUGUCCAGUCUCUCAGCUUACGUAUAAUGCUUGCAGAAAUACUCACAACAAAAGUCUUGAAGCCAGUAGUGGAGUUACUUAGUAAUCCAGAUUACAUUAACCAGAUGCUACUUUCCCAGUUGGAGCGCAGAGAACAGAUGAAUGAACAUCACAAGAGAGCCUACACCUAUGCUCCUUCUUACGAAGAGUUCAUCAAGCUUAUUAACAGCAACUCUGAUGUUGAGUUCUUGAAGCAACUAAGGUAUCAAAUUGUAGUAGAAAUAAUCCAAGCAACUACAAUUAGCAGCUUUCCCCAGCUGAAGAGGCACAAGGGUAAAGAAACUGCUGCAAUGAAAGCCGAUCUCCUAAGGGCCAGGAAUAUGAAAAGGUACAUUAACCAACUGACUGUGGCAAAGAAGCAGUGUGAGAAGAGAAUCCGAAUCCUGGGAGGUCCUGCCUAUGACCAGCAAGAUGAGGGGGCCUUGGAUGAGGCAGACGGGCCUCAGAGCCAGAAGAUUCUUCAGUUUGAAGAUAUCUUGGCCAGUACUUCCUACCGAGAGCACUUUCGAAUGUACAUGGAAAGGAUGGACAAGAGAGCUUUGAUUAGUUUUUGGGAGUCUGUGGAAUAUUUAAAGAGUGCUAACAAGAAUGAAAUCCCACAAUUAGUUGGUGAAAUUUACCAGAAUUUUUUUGUGGAAAGCAAAGAAAUAUCUGUGGAAAAAUCACUUUACAAAGAAAUCCAGCAGUGUCUUGUAGGAAAUAAAGGUAUUGAAGUGUUCUGCAAAAUCCAGGGAGAUGUUUAUGAAACCCUAAAGGAUAGGUAUUACCCUUCAUUUAUUGUCAGUGACCUGUAUGAGAAACUGAUGAUAAAAGAGGAAGAGAAACAUGUCUCACAGUUGAUUUCCAGCAAGGAUGAACUGGGCCCGGGAGUCGAGGCUGGUGAGGAAGCUGUAGACGAAGGCACCAGCCGGAUUAAUGAACAAGCCAGCUUUGCUGUAAACAAGCUACGAGAACUAAAUGAGAAACUUGAAUAUAAAAGGCAAGCUCUAAAUUCUAUUCAAAAUGCACCAAAACCUGACAAGAAGGUAACUCUUUUGCUUUCAAGGUUGUCUUUGAAAGUUUCCAUUUUUUGCCGACUGCACCUGCUCACCACGCUUUUUGUUGUUGUCGUGUUUGUUUUGCCCAAGGUUACAGAAGAGAAUGGUGAGCAAAUGCCCUGUUACUUUGUCAUGGUAAGCUUACAAGAAGUUGGAGGAGUUGAAACUAAGAACUGGACUGUCCCCAGAAGGCUCAGUGAGUUCCAGAAUUUACACCGGAAACUUAGUGAGUGUUUCCCUUCUUUAAAAAAAGUCCAGUUGCCUUCUCUUAGCAAGCUGCCUUUCAAAUCUAUAGAUCACAAGUUUAUGGAAAAGUCAAAGAAUCAAUUAAAUAAGUUUUUACAGAAUCUGCUUUCAGAUGAAAGACUGUGUCAGAGUGAAGCACUUUAUGCCUUUUUAAGCCCUUCUCCUGACUACCUCAAGGUUAUUGAUGUGCAGGGGAAAAAAUCCACUUUUUCAUUAUCCUCAUUUUUGGAAAGGCUUCCUCGUGACUUCUUCUCCCAUCAAGAGGAGGAGACAGAAGAGGACAGUGACCUGUCAGAUUAUGGUGAUGAUGUGGAUGGGAGGAAAGACGCCUUGGCUGAACCAUGUUUCAUGUUGAUUGGGGAGAUCUUUGAACUUCGAGGAAUGUUUAAAUGGGUGAGAAGAACAUUAAUUGCUCUUGUUCAGGUCACUUUUGGAAGAACCAUCAACAAACAAAUCCGGGACACAGUGAACUGGAUUUUCAGUGAGCAGAUGUUGGUUUACUACAUCAGUGUUUUCCGGGAUGCUUUUUGGCCAAAUGGGAAAUUGGCGCCACCGACCACAAUCAGAAGCGAAGAACAAAGUCAGGCAACAAAACAGAGGGCACAGCAGAAGCUGCUUGAAAACAUUCCAGAUACACUUCAGAGCCUCGUUGGACAGCAAAACGCCCGUCAUGGCAUAAUAAAAAUAUUCAAUGCACUUCAAGAAACGAGAGCCAAUAAGCAUCUGUUAUAUGUGCUGAUGGAACUGCUGCUAAUUGAGUUGUGUCCUGAGCUGAGAAGUCAUUUAGAUCAACUAAAAGCUGGUCAAGUUUGAGACUGCACAAAUAAACCACCAGAGAAAUGUCUGUGUAACAAUAGACAUGAAAUAUUUUCCUCUUUUCCACAGAGGGCUUGAUCGAGAACCAUAUUGAUUUUUAUGUUAGUUACCUCCCCCUAGUUUUGUGUGAAGUGAGCAGAAUUGGUUGGGGGUGGGUACUUAAAGCUGUCAUAGGCAACAGAAAAACACACUUCUGUUAUUAUUUUUUUUUAUUUUAAUAAUAAUAUAAAAUUCAAUACACUGAUUGAAAUACAAAUGUUAAUAUGUGAUAAGAACCUAGGAAAUAUUUUAAAUAUUUAUGAAAACAGUUUUGUUUUAAAAUGAAGAACUAUGACUAUUGUACAGUUACUUUCCUCACUGAGGACUCUGAACAUUCCUGUAUUAUUUCUUGUGUAUUGAAGAACAUUGUUGUGCAAUGCUUUGUGGAAAGUGAUUGUGAAAAUUUUAUUGUCUUUAUUUUUACCAAAGAUUUCCCAUAGUUUGAAGCAUUUGAAGCAAUAAAAUAUAAAAAAAUGAA
Molecule: messenger RNA, 3696 nt
Organism: Ailuropoda melanoleuca (giant panda)
Lineage: Eukaryota; Metazoa; Chordata; Mammalia; Carnivora; Ursidae
Gene: SNX25
Product: sorting nexin 25
Exons: 19
Coding region: 684-3176 (830 amino acids)
Cellular component (GO): endosome
Molecular function (GO): phosphatidylinositol binding
Source: RefSeq, a predicted model, not a curated record